CGGUUCGUGGGCGUAACCACUACGCCACUGCGCCGUCGAUCGAUUUCCUUCCAUUCGGCGGGCGUACCGACUUUUUUGAUUAGUCUGUCGUAUCACUUGUUACGCUUUGGUUGUCGUCUGACGCUCGUCCACUCUACGUCACCGCUCAACGGUGCCAAACGCUAAGCCACGUUACAUCGUAGCCGGAGCAGUCGCCGUCGUUCCAGUUGUAUUUGCCGACGCUAAACUCAUUCUUCCGUCAUGUCUUCAAGCGAGAUAGAAGGCGUUGAAAACAUAUUACCUAGUGGUACUGCUACAGAAGAGGAUCAAGAAGAGCUAUAUUCUGUGGAAUUAAUUUUAGAUAAACGUUUAAAUAAUAAUAAGGUAGAAUACUUCCUUAAGUGGAAAGGCUAUGAUGACAGAGAAAACACGUGGGAACCAGAAGAGAACCUUGAUUGCGAAGAAAUGAUAAAUGAGUUUGAAGAAAAUCUUCGAAAGGAAGAAAAAGAAAGAAAAAGAAUGGAAAAACGUGAGCGCCGUGCCUUGAAGCAGAGACUUUCAAAUUCAACAACUACAUUGUGUCCUUCAUCAGAAGAAUCUGUUGGCGCAGUGAUAAAACAGGAAAAGGAAGACAAUAUUGAACAAGUUAAAACGGGUGAUGUUUCUAAAGGUAUUGAGAAGAUUCCUGAUAAAAUUUUAGGAGCAACUGUUGUAAAUGGUCAUUUGAUGUUUCUGUUAAAAUGGAAAGAAUUAGAGGAAGCCGAAUUAAUAACUGCUGAAGAGGCUAAUUUAAUGUACCCACAAGUUGUUAUCCAUUUUUAUGAAAGUAGACUUACAUGGAACUCCAACUCUGAAAAUAUAAAUGGCGUUUAACUAUUGUAAUACGAAUAAACACAACGUGUGUUCAAAAAAUAA
This is a messenger RNA of Acyrthosiphon pisum (pea aphid), 894 nucleotides long. Its product is annotated as chromobox protein homolog 1-like. NCBI's taxonomy places the organism in Eukaryota, Metazoa, Arthropoda, Insecta, Hemiptera, Aphididae. Bases 241 to 852 code for a protein of 203 amino acids. Gene Ontology annotation, cellular component: nucleus. The record is from RefSeq and is a predicted model, not a curated record. The transcript is spliced from 2 exons.